UUUUUGUUCAAACAACACAUCUCACAAAGAAAAAAAACAUCUGAUCUUUUCUCAAUCGUUUAUAACUUUCUCGUCUGUGCUUCUAGUUGAAUGGUCAGAGAAUCAAUGGAGGUUACUCAAUAUCAUCAAGGUUUUAAUAAAGGUUCAAGUUCUAGGGUUUCCAUGAACAAGAAUUCACAAGUAAUAUCCAAGAUCAAGCCCAAGAUUCGCAUCAUCCAUAUAUUUGCACCGGAGGUCAUCAAGACCGACGUCAAGAACUUCCGUUCACUAGUCCAAAGUUUAACCGGGAAACCAGCAGCUGGAGAGGUCAAAACCGGUAAAAGGAGUGCCAGACCGAGAAUUCCCAAGUCUCAAGAACCGGUUUGCGGAGAUCAUCAGCCGGUUAACAGGCGUCCGAGUUUCACCGGUUUAUUAGCAAACGGUGGAAACCUUGAGGUGAAAGAAGAAUGGGGACCCGGUGAUCAGCGUACUACUACGAACAGAAACACUUACUUUGACCUAGAAGGUUUGAUUCAAGACGUAGGAGAAGAUUACUUCUCUUCGUUUCCCAUGAGAUCUUCUCCUUCUUCACAAGUCGAAAGGCUCAUCUUCAACAACAACAACUUCGAUAUAAAGGGUCACGAUUCGUCCUGAGUAACCAAAGGUUUCAUCUGAUUCUUCAAUCACAUUGGUUGAUGAGAUCUAAACGUUUGAGGCAUGAAAUCAAACGAAGAAGGUCAUCUUUUUGGGAACAAAGGCAUGUAUAUAGAUGUCUGAAUUUUGAAUUUGAUGGGUAUGAUGAGAAACUGAAACUUUUGGUAGACUGACUUUGCCAAAAGGUUUUUUGAGGGUUGUAAUGAAGACUUUAAUUUAUGUGCAGUCCUUAUUGGAGAAGUGACUGUAUCUAAUCUUCGUGGGUAAAAAACCCUAGUUAUUUUGAUUUGUAACUUCAUUGAUGUGCUACUAUUGUUUUUCUUUUUGACAAAAAGAUGUGC
Messenger RNA from Raphanus sativus (radish), 974 nucleotides. RefSeq names its product VQ motif-containing protein 18-like. The transcript has a single exon. Gene Ontology annotation, cellular component: nucleus. The record is from RefSeq and is a predicted model, not a curated record. Lineage: Eukaryota; Viridiplantae; Streptophyta; Magnoliopsida; Brassicales; Brassicaceae. Bases 91 to 633 code for a protein of 180 amino acids.